UGCGCGGGUGUUAGGUUAGCGCGAGGCGUGACCUAGUUGACAGGCUCUGAGGUGCUGCUGUGGCGGCUGCGGCGGGGCUCUGGCGGGUGGGAGCCGGAGCCGAAGGCGAGCGCGGGGAGCGGGAGGAGGGCGGCGUCUGGAGAGCGGCGAGCGGCGCGGGACGCGGAGCCUCUGUCACUUUUUCCCUCCCGAGUGCCCCCUCCCACCCUCCCACUCACACACACACCCUGUUUGCCCGUGAGCCUGGGGAACUUGCAGCUUAAAGCCAGCCACCCCCACGGCAACAUGUACCCCAGCAACAAGAAGAAAAAGGUGUGGAGAGAGGAGAAAGAACGUUUACUGAAGAUGACCUUAGAGGAGAGACGCAAAGAAUAUACAAGGGAUUAUGUUCCCCUGAACACCAUCCUAACGUGGAAGGAGGAGAUGAAGGGCAAGAGCCAAAAUGAUGAAGAAAAUUCUCCAGAAACAUCCCAGGUGAAAAAAAGUUUGAGUGAUAAAGUUUCUCUCUAUCGAGGUGACAUCACAUUGCUAGAAGUAGAUGCUAUAGUCAAUGCGGCAAAUGCCAGUCUUCUUGGAGGAGGAGGUGUGGAUGGCUGUAUUCACAGAGCAGCUGGCCCCUGUUUGCUAGCUGAAUGUCGUACCUUGAAUGGCUGUGAAACUGGACAAGCAAAAAUCACAGGUGGCUAUGAUCUGCCAGCGAAAUAUGUCAUUCAUACUGUAGGACCAAUAGCCAGAGGACAUAUAAAUGGUUCCCACAAGGAAGACCUUGCAAAUUGCUAUAAAUCAUCCCUGAAACUGGUAAAAGAAAAUAACCUCCAUUCUGUUGCUUUCCCCUGCAUCUCAACAGGAAUUUAUGGUUUCCCGAAUGAGCCUGCUGCUGUCAUUGCUCUCAGCACCAUUAAAGAGUGGCUGGCCAAGAAUCACCAGGAGGUGGAUCGGAUCAUCUUCUGUGUUUUCUUAGAAGUUGACUUCAAAAUCUACAAAAAGAAAAUGAGCGAGUUUUUCCCUGUAGAUGAUAUUAAUGAAGAAGACAUUGACAUGAAAGAAGAUGCAGAGGGUGCAGAGCCAAAAGGCCUCUCACCACCCCACAAGAAAAGCAAAGCAAAGAAACCAGAAUGUUCCAAGGGAUCUAGUGAGGAUGAGAAUGGUCCAGAUGAAAAACAAAGUACUGAAGAAAUGGAAGGACAGGACCAAGAAGCAGAUGGUGUCAGCACUGCUACUGAGACCAAUCCUGUUUCAGAAGAGGCAGUUGAAGCAUGUAAAGAUGAAGAUUCUCCAAAGGAUGACAAUAUUAUGAAAGACAAUGAAGUAACAGAUCAUUCUUCUCCUGACCAAGAUUGUUCCAAUGGACAAGAAAAUGAUUCAACAAAGAAUGAAAUAAAAAAUGAGGCAGAGUCCCAGAGCUCAAAUAUGGAAACAGAAGAGCCUUCAUCAGACCAAGAAAAUGACACAACUGUGGAGCAACCAGAAAUGAGUCAACCAACGGAUGACCAAGAAGAAAAAGAUCCUGAAAAAGCUCAAGAUGAGGACACACCUAGAGUCCCUGUGAAAAGUGAAGUCUCCGAUGACUCAGAAAAUUCUCCAAGUCCUGAUGUUGAAAUGAAUAGCCAGGUUGACAGUGUAAAUGACCCAACAGAGAGCCAGCAAGAUUAACUAAUAGCAGGGGCUCACGAUGGCGCAAAGGAGCACUUAAAAGAUGGAAGUAAAUGUCAGUCCUCAGCAUGGCAGACCUCUGUGCCCGGGAGGCAUCAUUGCUGCUGUGGAGGGAGGGGGAGGGGGGAAGGCAAGUCCCAUGGAAGGGCAAGGAAUACUUUACUCUAAUUUCCUCACCUGUGUUUUGUUCUGUUUACUUUAAGACAAAAAACAAACAAACAAAAAAACAAAAAAAUCCCGGUUGUUUCUUUAAUUUGGUGGGAGGAUAUGUUAUGACAUCUUUCUGGCACUCUCCCUGUAAUUUCUGUCUUUUCUGUCAUAAUUUUGCUCCAGAGCCACAAGUUUACCACUCACAUGUUCGUCCUGGCCUGUCUGCUUUCUCCAUUAUUUCACAAAGCAGGUUGUACAGUGAUUUCUUUAAAGAAAGCGAAGGGAGUUCAUUGUUGCGAUAGGCUGCAGGCUAACUUUUAGGAAUCACCAAAUCCAAUAGCACAGACAAAAGCAAGCAGGACAGAAAUUGGCAAAACCUUCAGCAGUUACUUGAAAGGUCAGCAAAAUGAACUGAAAAUAUUGAAUUUAGGAUUCCCAGGGUUUUACUUUUUUUCAUAUGGUUAAUGAGGAAUAUGGAAGACAAAUUGAACCCUGAUUAAACUGCAAAGGUUCAACUUCCUAGGUGGGACCUGAUUGCCAUAGGGGUCUCUUCCCUUAUAGUCAAGUUUUAUUUCUGACAGUGACUUUCAGCAAAGUUUACAUGGUUCAUAGAUCUUUAUGAUGUGAGUCAGCAUGGAGCCUACCAGUGAGAUGUGACUCAGGGACCAAACUGUAAGGAAUGGCACUUAUUUUUAGAUGUUGAGUUAAGAAAGAGGGCUUCUGCCUCUGGAUCCAAACAUAUGCCUGUGAAUUUCAGAAGUUCCACUUGAGAUAUUUCUUUACACACACACGUUUAUGCUUUUCACAAAAAAACAUUUUGUAUUUACCAAGUUUGAUGGCCCACAGAACAGAUUCUUAUUUGAGGUAUGAAGCAAUUAGAAGUCUUGCUUGUAGUUUUGUUUCCUGGUCUUCUUUUAAAUGGAGUGGUUUGCUCAUUCCAUGUCCGUGAUUAAUUCCCUGACUGGUCACUUCUCCAAAUUAUUGCCUCAUUGAUUAUUUUCUCAAAGCGAAUAGCAAUAUAAGUUCAGAUAUCAGUGGAAUGAUGGGUACAAGAGAUCACAGGCCAAGAAGAAAUUAGGUAUAUCAUAGCUGUCUAUCCUGGAACCAAAGAGCAGGAACUUCCACAAGGUAAGAUUUCUGCUUCCACUAGCCUCCUCAGAUUUCAAGACUAGUCGUUUAUCUCUGUGGAAAUCCCCCUAUGUCUCUUCUUAAAUUAAUAUUGCUUCUAAGGGGUUUAGAAUUUUACAUUAUACCCGCAUUUUUUCUCAACAGAGAAAAGUAAUGGAAAAAAUGAGUAGUUCUAAAUUAAAGGGAUGUUCUAUUUUCUAAAUUCCCCCAUGUAACUUAUUUGAAGUUUUCUUUCACCUUAAGAAAAAUUUGUCCUUUAAUUUUCCAAUGAAUUAAUUUUCAUCUUAGUAAAUGUGUUGCUUCUCUGAAGGGCUGAUUUAGUAUACUGAAAUAAUUAGAAAGUCAUAUUUCUGUAUAUACUCCAAUGUAUAUACAGUGUAAUAUACUCCAAUAUUCAAAACAUUUUGGUUUUCAGCACUAUGGAUUGAACACAGGAACUCCAAUAUGUGAGGAGUACACAAAAAAAGUUGUUUUUAAGUUUCUCAUCCACCUUAAAGUAAUGGCAGCAACCUCACAAUUUUGUAACAUGUCCAACUCUUCUUUGACCAAUAGUCUAUAAUUUUAUAUACGUCAUUUACUUCCAAUAGACAUGCUUUCUAGAAAACAAUGAAAGAUUUAUUUUAAAUAAUCCAAGAAAUGGUGUCAUAUGCAUGCCCCUAGUUUCUCUACUUUAGUGUCAUCUUUAUAACUUCAUUGAAAGUUGCCAUCAUUCUUACAAAAUACUUGACAAGGGCACAUCUUCUGGUGAUACUUAAACUUUAGUGCAAACUCAUGCUCAGUAAUGAAUAACAGUUGAAACAAAAUCAAAGAGACAAGAGGGAGUGAGCUUUUUUUUUUUUAAUGAACAAAGAUGAAAGAGAACUAACACCCCUAUCAGGAAGAGUCAGGAUUGGAAUUUUUAGAAAGAAUAGCAUCAUUGACAGCCAUUUUAUGCAUUCAUUUCAAAUGUGUGUGAGAUAGAAAUGGGAGGUGGGAAUUUUGUUCCUGAAAGCUGUAAAGGAAAUUAAGCUUGUAUCAAGGAAAUUAAGAGCAUGGGGACUAAAUAGCACUAAAUCCUACUGUUGAAUAGUUUAAACUUUACUUGAUGGCUAGAUUGUUUUUUAGUUUUGCCUUGUUUUGCAUUCUAUGAGGUUUUGUGCUUUAAAACAAUUAAUGAAGUUCAUUUUCAUUUUAAAUGCCAAAAAAAAAUUCUUGCUGUUGGCCAGAUGGAAGACCUCAACACAGGAAACUUUCAUUUUUCUGAUGUUGUCAUUGCACAGACUGCACAAUGGAAAAUUCCAAAAGCUGAUUGAUUCUCCUUCACGUGAAUUCUGAAUGUCAAUUUCCAACCACACUUCAGCUCAGCUAUGCAGCAUGAGGGGUUACAGGAGGGAGAGAGGAAAAUGGCCUUAUAUUAGUCAUGUUUGCAUACAGAGAAUCAAAGUGAGCUUUCAACAUCAUAAUUCUAAUUAAAAAUGUACUUGUUAUAAGAGAGACAAAGGGGCUUUUCCUCUUCUUGGUAACUAUUCAGAUGAUGGACAAGUCUUCUUUCAUAAAAGCUUACAAGAGAAGCAUCCUAAACACGGUCUGUGAUAGUGGGUCAUAUAUUAGUCACCGCAGCUAAUUGUAAAUCUUUCUAUGAAACACUGAAAAGCCUCUUUGUGAAUUAAUACAGUUCUGCUUGAUGCACUUGAUUUGAAACGACAUUUCUUUGUAUGUGGUGCAUGUCGGCAUUGCUUUGAAAAAUAACAAAGCUAGCAGAAUAUGUUCAAUAUAUUUUCUUGGGGAAUAGGGUUUUUAUCAUAUGAUUCAUUAAGGAUUUGCCUUACCCUGACAUUUGUGAUAUAAAGGAAAAGCAGAAAAAGGUAAUUUUCUUGAUCAAGAUAUGUUUUUACGUAAUGCAAAUAAAUGUAGUCUGUUGCUUGCAAGGAAAAAAAUGUCUUCUGAUAUCUGGUAUAAACUGCUAAAUAGUAAAAAAAAAAAAAUGUACGUGCCUCUUUUGUUAAACCGGCAUUUAAAUGCUGAACUGCUUCAAAAUCUGUUUGUUUCUUUUCAUCUGUGCCAUACAAUAAGAAACUUAAAAAAAUUGUUGCCUUCAUACUAUAUUUGUUAGAGCAGAAUACAAAUAAAAUUUGAGAGGAUAAGGUGGA
Messenger RNA from Sorex araneus (European shrew), 5060 nucleotides. It is a transcript of the gene MACROD2, whose product is annotated as mono-ADP ribosylhydrolase 2. The transcript is spliced from 19 exons. The record is from RefSeq and is a predicted model, not a curated record. Gene Ontology annotation, biological process: peptidyl-glutamate ADP-deribosylation; purine nucleoside metabolic process; DNA damage response. Bases 286 to 1653 code for a protein of 455 amino acids. Gene Ontology annotation, molecular function: ADP-ribosylglutamate-[protein] hydrolase activity. Lineage: Eukaryota; Metazoa; Chordata; Mammalia; Eulipotyphla; Soricidae. Gene Ontology annotation, cellular component: nucleoplasm.